Molecule: messenger RNA, 867 nt
Organism: Colletotrichum scovillei
Lineage: Eukaryota; Fungi; Ascomycota; Sordariomycetes; Glomerellales; Glomerellaceae
Product: RNA polymerase Rpb5 domain-containing protein
Exons: 3
Coding region: 175-867 (230 amino acids)
Biological process (GO): DNA-templated transcription
Cellular component (GO): RNA polymerase III complex; RNA polymerase II, core complex; RNA polymerase I complex
Molecular function (GO): DNA binding; DNA-directed RNA polymerase activity
Source: RefSeq, a predicted model, not a curated record
ACCCGUUUUGCGACGACAGUCUUUUUUGAGGUUCUCGAACUUUUCGUCGCGACAAGAACCAAUCCACCACCGACGCCCUCAUCUGGAUCUACCCAAAUUACCCGCGACGACAGGGGCAUCGCUACUGACACACGAAUUCGACGGAAGAGUUUUCAACGACGCAGCAUCGCGAAGAUGUCGGACCAGAAGGACGUCAAUAAGGAGGUUACCAGACUGUGGAGAGCAUGGAGGACAGCCCACGAGAUGGCUGCGGACCGCGGCUAUGAACUCGCCGAGGACGAACUCACAAUCUCUCUCGACCGCUUCAAGAUGGAGUACACCAGCGCCGACGGCAGCGUCAACCGUGGCAAGCUCCAGUUCUCCGCGAACCCCUCCGCCGACAUGAUCCGCAAAUUCACACCCCCCGCGACGCCCAACAACCCGAACCCGACGCCCGACUGCGGCACCCUCUGGGUCGAGUUCCUCGCCGACACGACGUUUGGCAUCAAGGAGAUCAAGAAGUUCAUCCACCACCUCAUCAGCAACAAGUACUCGUCCGGCAUCAUGGUCACCCACGUGCCCCUCUCCCCCGCCGCCCGCAAGAUGCUCGUCACCAUUGAGUCCUUUGCCAAGGUCGAGUGCUUUCUCGAGGACGACCUGCUCGUCAACAUCACCCAGCACGAGCUCGUGCCCAAGCACAUCCUCCUCAGCCGCGAGGAGAAGAUUGCCCUCCUCAAGCGCUACCGCCUCAAGGAGACGCAGCUGCCGCGCAUCUUGCAAAAGGACCCCGUCGCGAAGUACCUCGGCCUCAAGCGCGGGCACGUCGUCAAGAUUAUUCGCACCUCGGAGACGGCCGGACGUUACGCCAGUUACAGAUUGUGCGUGUAA